UAAAUAAAAUCCUCACCAAUUCUUUGAGCAGUUGAACGAUCAAUCUCCAUUAAUGGCUUCUCUACUGAGCCCACCUCUUAAUUUACCCAUUAACAAGGUUAGUCAUGGAAAUAUAAGAGCUCUUGCCGUAAAACCACCGUCAAAGAUGGAUUAUACGCUUUCGAGAAAAAAUAGUAAGCAAAGAGCGCAAUUUUCGGCAAUAAAAAACAAAGCAUCUUUGGAGGCAGAUGUGCUCGUUAAGGAUUCUGUCAACGUUGAAACAGCUGAAAACAAUGACGAUUUUGGAGUUGUUGGGGUUCACCAUGUUGGAAUCUUGUGCGAGAAUCUCGAAAGAUCGUUAGACUUUUACCAGAAUGUUCUUGGUUUAACAAUAAACGAGGCACGUCCACACGAUAAGCUACCGUAUAGAGGUGCUUGGUUAUGGGUGGGUGCUGAAAUGAUACAUUUGAUGGAACUUCCAAAUCCCGAUCCAUUGACCGGACGACCAGAACAUGGGGGUCGAGAUCGACAUGCUUGCAUUGCUAUUCGACAUGUGUCUAAAUUAAAAGACAUCCUCGACAAAGCUGGCAUUCCUUAUACACUUAGUCGCUCGGGGAGGCCAGCGAUUUUCACACGUGAUCCAGACGCCAAUGCACUUGAAUUUACGCAGGUGGAUUGAUGCAGUGUAAGGAAUACAAACAUACUUAGACCUGUAAAGAUGUGUAUCGAGAUCUUGUAUCGGAUAUUUCGAUUUGGAUCGUUGAAUUCGCAUUGCAUGUCGAUAGUCAAUGUGAAUUUGAAUUGCAUAUCAAUAAUCAAUGAACGUGUUUACGUUUAUAUGUAAGAGAAUGUAAAUGUCAUACUAUUUUCUAUCUAUACAACAAAAAUUACUC
Messenger RNA from Erythranthe guttata (spotted monkey flower), 872 nucleotides. RefSeq names its product Lactoylglutathione lyase / glyoxalase I family protein. The record is from RefSeq and is a predicted model, not a curated record. Lineage: Eukaryota; Viridiplantae; Streptophyta; Magnoliopsida; Lamiales; Phrymaceae.